AGGUGUGUUAUAUAAUCGCCACCCGGGCCUCACGCCUUUCUUUUUGAGAGCGACGCGGUUAAGGCUGCAGCGGAGCUCUGUGCCGCCCGCUUUUGCUCCUGACUCACCGCUGUUCUCUCUAGCUGAGGAACAAGUCGGUCAGGAAGCCGCACCGCAGCCAUGGCAUUUAAAGACACCGGAAAGACACCCGUGGAACCAGAGGUGGCGAUUCAUCGAAUUAGAAUCACCCUCACCAGCCGCAAUGUGAAAUCGCUCGAGAAAGUGUGUGCUGACUUGAUCAGAGGCGCAAAGGAGAAGAAUCUCAAAGUGAAAGGACCUGUUCGCAUGCCUACUAAGACUUUGAGAAUCACUACAAGAAAAACACCUUGUGGUGAAGGCUCCAAGACAUGGGAUCGUUUCCAGAUGAGAAUCCACAAACGUCUCAUCGAUUUGCACAGCCCUUCUGAGAUUGUUAAACAGAUUACUUCCAUCAGUAUUGAGCCAGGAGUGGAGGUUGAAGUCACCAUUGCAGAUGCCUAAGUCAACUGUUUUAAUAAAUUGAUUAUCAGUUGUUA
Molecule: messenger RNA, 554 nt
Organism: Sciurus carolinensis (gray squirrel)
Lineage: Eukaryota; Metazoa; Chordata; Mammalia; Rodentia; Sciuridae
Gene: Rps20
Product: ribosomal protein S20
Exons: 4
Coding region: 160-519 (119 amino acids)
Biological process (GO): translation
Cellular component (GO): ribosome; cytosolic small ribosomal subunit
Molecular function (GO): structural constituent of ribosome; RNA binding
Source: RefSeq, a predicted model, not a curated record